This is a messenger RNA of Penicillium verhagenii, 1881 nucleotides long. RefSeq names its product alpha-L-arabinofuranosidase A. The transcript is spliced from 4 exons. Bases 1 to 1881 code for a protein of 626 amino acids. The record is from RefSeq and is a predicted model, not a curated record. Lineage: Eukaryota; Fungi; Ascomycota; Eurotiomycetes; Eurotiales; Aspergillaceae. Gene Ontology annotation, molecular function: alpha-L-arabinofuranosidase activity. Gene Ontology annotation, biological process: L-arabinose metabolic process.
AUGAGGUUGGCAUCGAUAAGACACGCCUCGCUGGCCUUGACAGUACUCAUCACAUUAAGUCAUGCAAUUGAAUUGUCAGUUUCUCCAGAUGGCGGAAAUAAAUCGAGUCCUCUGCUCUAUGGAAUCAUGUUCGAGGAAAUGGAUCAUUCUGGGGACGGCGGAAUACAUGGACAGCUUCUACAGAAUAACGGAUUCCAGGGUACGAGUUUGGGAAUGACCGCAUAUGCACCUGUCGGGAUGGUAGAUAUCUUUCAAGAUACCGAAACGCCCGUGAGCGACGCCAUCACGUCUUCACUGGCUGUCAUAGUCCCAGAGAGUGUAUCAGGAUACGUUGGCUUUGCCAACACAGGUUACAGCGGAGUUCAUGUCGUGAAUUCCACGUACAACAGCUCAUUCUGGAUGAUUGGGGACUAUUCAGGGACGAUCAAUCUUCAACUUAUUGGAUCACACAGUGGCAUCGUUUAUGCCGAUCACAACAUGAGCGUGGAAAGCACAGAAGCGUCCUUCACCCAAUUCAACACCACCUUUAAUUCCAGUCUAUCGCCAGAUGGAGAAAACGAGUGGCACCUGACAUUCGACGGAUCCAAAGUUGCCGGAAGCGCAUUGAACUUUGGGUACAUUCAACUAUUCCAACCGACAUUUCACGGCCGCGAGAAUGGACUGCGUGACGAUCUUGCGACAAUGCUAGAUAAAGUCUCUUUCAAGUUCCUUCGGUUCCCAGGUGGCAACAAUCUCGAGGGCCUGCAGGUUGAUAACCGUUGGAAAUGGAACACGACAAUCGGGCCCCUGGUUGACCGACCCGGACGAGAGAGCGACUGGUUCUAUCCCAACACCGAUGCCUUGGGUCUAGACGAGUAUCUAUGGUGGUGCGAGGACAUGAAAAUGGCUCCAUUGCUGGCUGUUUGGUCAGGCAAGUCAUAUGGCGACAUCCUAUCAGGACCCAGCCUGCAACCGUAUGUCGAGGAUAUCAUGAACGAGCUAGAAUACCUAUUUGGCAACACGUCCACUACGUUCGGCAAAAUGCGAGCUCAAAACGGUCGCGUGGAGCCGUGGAACAUUGAUUAUAUUGAAAUCGGGAACGAAGACGAUCUUACCGGCGGGUGCGACACCUACCCCGAUCGCUUUACCCAGAUCUAUACGGCCAUACACGACCAAUACCCCAACAUCACGCUCGUGGCCUCGAAUGGAGAUUACUCUUGUCUACCGUCGCCAUUACCUGCUGGUGUCAUUAUCGACCUUCACCUGUAUCGUGCGCCGAAUGAUUUCGUGGCAUUAUUCAAUCAGUUCGAUAAUCAGCCCCGGGACCAGCCAGUUAUGGUUGGUGAGUACGGAUGUCGCAAUACAUCAAAUGCAAAGGGAGUGUAUUGGUCAUAUAUGCAAGGUAGCUGCAGUGAAGCUGUAUACAUGAUGGGUAUGGAACGGAACAGCGAUGUCGUCGCGAUGGCAGCGUACGCGCCUAUGUUGGAACAUUUUGGGCUUAUAGCAUGGUCGCCGACUAUGUAUGGGUUUAACUCAACUCCUGGGUCUAUUACGCCGUCGACAUCUUAUUUUGUGCAGAAAAUGUUCGCAUCGAAUAAAGGGGACACGGUGCUGCAGGUAAAUUCAUCAGCAGACUUUGGACCCCUUUAUUGGGUGGCUACGAAGACAGACUCACGGUAUUAUGUGAAGCUGGCAAACUAUGGACCUGACGAGCAGAACGUUACUAUCAGUGUCCCUAAGACUAGCUCAGGGAGAUUGGAAAUGCUUUCGGGGGAGCAAUUUCAAGGCAAUCAGCCUUAUCAGGUGGAAAUUGAGACGAUAAGCACAAAGGUUCACAGCAAGAACGGUACAUACUUGGUCCGGAUGGAUUCCUGGGCAGUUGGUGUCUUGGUUGUUUCAUAA